Molecule: messenger RNA, 764 nt
Organism: Drosophila eugracilis
Lineage: Eukaryota; Metazoa; Arthropoda; Insecta; Diptera; Drosophilidae
Gene: galla-2
Product: MIP18 family protein galla-2
Exons: 2
Coding region: 135-605 (156 amino acids)
Biological process (GO): iron-sulfur cluster assembly
Cellular component (GO): cytosolic [4Fe-4S] assembly targeting complex
Source: RefSeq, a predicted model, not a curated record
CGAAAAAGAAGAACGGUGUAAUUUGGUACCUUUUAAUUUUGAAAGUAAGCACACACUGGUCUUUAUUUUGGUUUUCUUUCUGCGACUUCCCUAAAAACGUGUAAAUAAAGGCUUAACAAGUAAACAAUACGAGAAUGCCUACAGAAAUCGAGAAUAUAAACCCUAAUGUCUACGACAAGAUCAAGGAAAGAGUGUUGACGGCCAAUGAAGAGGACGAAAAUGUGACCGAUCCUUUUGACAAGCGAGAGAUUUUUGAUCUCAUAAGAAACAUCAAUGACCCGGAACAUCCAUUGACCUUGGAGGAACUACAUGUGGUGCAGGAGGAUCUUAUUCGAAUAAGCGAUGGCCAGAAUUCCGUGCACAUCAGCUUUACCCCGACGAUUCCUCAUUGCUCGAUGGCCACUUUGAUUGGCCUUUCCAUUCGGGUGAAGCUGCUGCGAUCGCUGCCACCCCGUUUCAAGGUCACCGUGGAGAUUACACCCGGCACUCAUGCCUCCGAACAGGCGGUUAAUAAGCAAUUGGCGGAUAAGGAAAGGGUGGCUGCUGCAUUGGAGAACAAACAUCUCGCCGAGGUGAUAAACCAAUGCAUCUCCGCUAGGGGUUAAUUAGUUUAUUUUAUCCUCAUUCUGGAUAUAUAUAUGUAUAUGUAUAUGCUGUUGGUUUAGUAAAAUAUUGAUUUAAUAUAAAUUUGGUUUUACAUCAAUAUGAGAAGAUGAACUAGGUGGUAUGGAAUUGUCUCAAAUACAUCUUAUAUCUACGAUGAA